This is a messenger RNA of Puma concolor (puma), 6420 nucleotides long. Lineage: Eukaryota; Metazoa; Chordata; Mammalia; Carnivora; Felidae. The record is from RefSeq and is a predicted model, not a curated record.
AUGUCUCGAUCCCGCCAUGCAAGGCCUUCCAGACUAAUCAGGAGGGAAGAUCUAAACAGAAAGAAAAGCAGCCAACUGAAGAAGACAUCUAAGCUAGCCAAUAAAAAUGUGGCAUCAGUCAAGACUGUGAGCCCUGGAAAAGGAGUAAAGCAAUUAAUUCAAGAAAGAGAUGUUAAGAAAAAAAUAGAACCCAAAACACCUAUGCCAGUCAGAAGCCUUCUGACAAGAGCUGGAGCGGCACGAAUGAAUUUGGAUAGGACUGAGGUUCUUUUUCAGAACCCAGAAUCCUUAACUUGCAAUGGGUUUACAAUGGCUCUCCGAAGUACCUCUCUUAGCAGACGACUCUCCCAACCUCCAGUGAUCAUAGCCAAACCUAAGAAAAUUCCACCUGCUAAGCAUUUAGAAAAGCAACAUGAAUGUGAUUGUAAUGUAGUUACUGACAAAGGAGUGAAACACUCAGAAAAUGAUUCAAUUCCAACCCAAGUUCCCCUAAUUGCUCCUGAUACAGAGAAUCUAAUUGGUGUACAAAAUGCAUCUUUAAUUGAAGGUGAGAGCCAAGAGACAACCCAGUCUUGGUCCCAAAAGGUGGAGGAUACCAAAAUAAAUAUCUCCACUCACAGUGGUCCUGCAGUAGAGAUCCCUUCUGGGUCAUUGGAAGGGACACAUGGUGGUGAAGGACUAUUCUCUAAAGAGACAUUGACUGAUACAAGUGAUUCCCCUAGAAUGUUUGCUCAGGACACUCUGUGUGCUCCUUUGCUCCAAAGAGCAGCCCUCAAGGUUACUUACGAAGGAAACUCCAGCAUUCAGUUAGAAGAUUUGGGUUCACGAGUAGAAUCUCUUAAGCUAUCUGAUUCUUACCUGGAUCCUAUCAAAAGUGAACAUGAUUGCUACCCCACCUCCAGCUUUAAUAAGGUUAUACCUGAAUUGGACCUUAGAAACUGUUUGUCCAUUGGUGGGUCAAUAUAUCCUACCUCAUUAAUAAAACUCCUCUUGGCAAGCUCUGAACAAGGAACGCUUGGUGCUAAACCAGAUAAUCAAGAGGUACUCAAAGCUACCCCAGAUCAACAGGCAAUUCCUGAUACAACCCCUGUCCUAGGACAGGCUUUUAGUGCUGUCCCACAUCAAUGGGAAGUUCCUGGUGCUAACCCAGUACACAGAGAGGCUCUGGAUGAGACUCCAGCCCCACCAGAGAUUCCUGGUGCUAUUCCAGUCCAAGGAGAGGUCUUUGGUGCUAUCCUAGACCAACAAAUCCUUGGGAUGGGUGGCGGUACUGCCUCAGACCCACCUAUCUUUGUUCCUGCUCCGCUAAACCCAAUUGCUACCUAUAGUGUUCUCCCAGAAUGGCCUGAGCCCCAGAGCACUGUUUCAUAUGGGCUCGAGGUCCAGGGAGCAAUGCAGAUUUUGCCUUUGGGCUCAGGUCACACUCCUCAGCCAUCAUUAAACUCUGAGAUAAGUUCGGUACCUCCUGUGAUGACUAUUAGCAAUAUAGAAAAUCAGAAGCAGGUUCAUAUAAGCUUUCUGCCAGCUAACACUCAGGCAUUCACCUUAGCCCCUGAGAGAGGACUCUUCCAUGCUUCACAGGGCAUUACCCAACUCUCCCAGGCUGGUCCCAGCAAAUUGGAAGGAGGGAGCUCCCAGAUCAGCGUGACCAGCAUGGUUGACAUCAAUACCACAGUGGUAUCUAGGCCAGGUUCAAUUGCCAGGGCCUCCCCUUCCUCCUAUACAACUUUGCUACCUACUUUGGAAAAGAAGAAACGAAAGCGGUGUGGGGUGUGUGGGCCCUGCCAGCAGAAGACCAAUUGUGGUGAAUGUACUUACUGUAAGAACAGAAAGAAUAGCCAUCAGAUCUGUAAGAAGAGGAAAUGUGAGGAACUGAAAAAGAAACCAUCCGUCAUUGUGCCUUCAGAGGUUAUAAAAGAAAACAAGAGGCCCCAGAGGGAAAAGAAGCCCAAAGUUUUAAAGGCAAAUUUUGACAACAAACCAGUAAAUGGCCCCAAGUCAGAAUCCAUGGAAUACAGUAAAUGCCAUGGGGACCAACAGAGAUUGGAAUUAAACCCACCUCCCCUUGAAAAUGUAACUAAAAAUGAAGAAAGUAUGACAGGUAUUGAAGUGGAGAAGUGGACGCAAAAUAAGAAAUCACAUUUAACCGAUCAUGUCAAAGGAGAAUUUAAGGCAAUUGUGACUGAAGCUGAAAAAUUGAAAAACUCUGAAGAUGACAAGAAGAAAGUCCUACUCACCGAGUUACCAGAACCUCAGAAAUUGUUUGCACAAACUGUAAGAAAUGGCAUUAAAAAUGUACACUAUUUACCAACCGAGUCCAACGUGUGUUUUAAAAAAUUCAGUAUUGAAGAAUUUGGCAAGGCAUUUGAAAACAACUCCUAUAAAUUCCUGAAAGACACUGCCAACCAUAAUGCCAUGAGCUCCAUUGCCACUAAUGCGAGCUGUGAUCAUCUCAAGGGGAGAAGUAAUGUUUCAGUCUUCCAGAAGCCCAGCUUUAACUGCAAGUCUAUCCCAGAUCCAGCAAAUUUCAACCUAAAUAGUCAUACUAGUACACACAAUGAAAGUGAUCAACCCAAAUCUCUAGAAAAUAUACCAAGUAAAGAAUCAAAAGAUGGAUCUCCAGUUCAACCAAGUCUUCUAUCCCUGAUGAAAGAUAGGAGAUUAACAUUGGAGCAAGUGGUGGCCAUAGAAGCUCUGACCCAACUAUCAGAAGCUCCAUCAGAAAAUUCUUCACCAUCAAAGUCUGAGAAGGAUGAAGAAACAGAGCACAGAACAGCGAGUUUGCUUAAUAGCUGUAAAGCUAUCCUUUAUUCGGUAAAAAAAGACCUUCAAGACCCAACCUUACAAGGGGAGCCAGAAAGCCUUCAUCACUAUCCAUCUUUGGAAAAGCAAAGCCCAUGCACCACGGUGGUAUUUAAUGGCCAAAAUAUUUCCAAGUCACACAACUCAGCUGCUAACCAAGCAUCUACAAAGUCACAGGAAUAUUCAAAAGUCACAAAUUCAGGAUCUCUUUUCAUACCAAAUCCAAAUUCGUCUAAAAUUGACACCAAUAAAAAUGUUGCUCAAGCUAGAAUUACCCUUGAGGGUUCUAAGAAUUUGCAUCAGUUGCCACCAACAAGUGAUAAAUUGGGGUAUUGUAACCAGCCACUGGCCAGCAGUAAACAGAUAGACUCAAAAGAUGAUCCAUCGUGUCAAGAUACAGUUCAUAGUAAAAUAGAGGAAGAUGUUGCAACACAGUUAACACAACUUGCAUCAAUAAUUAAAUUCAAUUAUAUAAAACAAGAGGACAAAAAGGCUGAAAGUACAUCAACAAAUCUUGUUGCAUAUAAUGUGCAGCAAAAAUGCAGUCAGGAGAAAAUCACAGUACAACAGAAACCACCUUCCAGUGUACAAAACAAUCAUAGCUCAUCAUUAACAAAGCACAAGAACACGACACAGAAAAAGACAAAAUCUACCCCAUCAAGAGAUCGGCGGAAAAAGAAGCCUGUAGUCCUAACUGGUCAAGAUAAUGACCAGAAAAAGAGGGAACAGCUGUCAUAUGAGUACAGUAAGUUACAUGACAUUUGGAUAGCAUCUAAAUUUCAAAGAUUUGGUCAAUUUGGUCCACAUGAUUUUCCCAUUCUGUUAGGAAAAAUUCCUCCCCUAACCAAAGUAUGGAAACCACUGACUCAAACGACUUCAGCAUUAGAACACAAAAAAUUAUUUCCUCCACUCACUCAGAUAAAAUUUGAGCGAUAUUAUCCCGAAUUAGCACAGGAAAAAACCAUGAAGGUUGAACCUUUGGAUUCUCUCCCAUUAUUCCAGUUAAAAACAGAAUCCAAUGGGCAGGCGUUUACAGAAAAAGUUUAUAAUUCUCAGGUACAGCCAUCCGUGAAUGUCAAUCAGAAAGCUCAUCCUUUACUCCAGGCCUCCUCUCCAACUAACCAGUGUGCUAAUGUAAUGGCUGGCGAAGACCAAACACAAUUCCAGCAGGAUGUUAAAGACCAAGUCAUGCAUCAGAGACUGCCGACAUUGCCUGGUAUCUCUCAUGAGACCCCCCUACCAGACCCAGCACAAAUUCUCAGGAAUGUAAAUGUAGUGUGUUCAGGUGGAAUUACAGUGGUUUCUACCAAAAGUGAAGAGGAUGUCUGUUCAUCCAGUGUUGGAGCAUCAGAACUUUCCCCAGUAGACAGUGCACAGAAAAGUUUUAAUGAUUAUGCCAUGAACUUCUUUACCAAUCCUACAAAAAACCUGGUGUCCACAACGAAAGAUUCUGAUUUGCCAACCUGCAACUGUCUUGAUCGAGUUAUACAAAAAGACAAAGGCCCAUAUUAUACACACCUUGGGGCAGGACCAAGUGUUGCUGCUAUCAGGGAAAUCAUGGAGAAUAGGUAUGGUCAAAAAGGAAACGCAAUAAGGAUAGAAAUUGUAGUGUACACGGGAAAAGAAGGAAAAAGCUCUCAUGGGUGUCCAAUUGCUAAGUGGGUUUUAAGAAGAGGCAGCGAUGAAGAAAAAGUUCUCUGUUUGGUUCGGCAGCGCACAGGCCACCAUUGUCCAACAGCUGUGAUGGUGGUCCUCAUCAUGGUGUGGGACGGCAUCCCUCUCCCCAUGGCCGACAGACUGUAUACAGAGCUCACUGAAAAUCUGAAGUCCUACAACGGUCAUCCCACAGACCGAAGAUGCACGCUCAAUGAAAAUCGUACCUGUACAUGUCAAGGAAUUGAUCCAGAGACUUGUGGAGCUUCCUUCUCUUUUGGUUGUUCCUGGAGUAUGUAUUUCAAUGGAUGUAAAUUUGGUAGAAGCCCAAGCCCUAGAAGAUUUAGAAUUGAUCCAAGCUCUCCCUUACACGAAAAAAACCUUGAAGAUAAUUUACAGAGUUUGGCUACACGAUUAGCUCCAAUUUAUAAGCAGUAUGCUCCAGUUGCUUACCAAAACCAGGUAGAAUAUGAACAUGUUGCCCGAGAAUGUCGGCUUGGCAGCAAAGAGGGUCGUCCUUUCUCUGGGGUCACUGCUUGCCUAGACUUCUGUGCCCAUCCCCACAGGGACAUUCACAACAUGAAUAAUGGAAGCACUGUGGUUUGUACUUUAACACGAGAGGAUAAUCGCUCCUUGGGGGUUAUUCCUCAAGAUGAGCAGCUGCAUGUGCUACCGCUCUACAAACUCUCAGACACAGAUGAGUUUGGCUCUAGUGAAGGAAUGGAAGCCAAGAUCAAAUCUGGGGCCAUCGAGGUGCUCACACCCCGCCGUAAAAAAAGAACACGUUUCACUCAGCCUGUUCCUCGUUCUGGGAAGAAAAGGGCAGCAAUGAUGACAGAAGUUCUUGCACAUAAGAUAAGAGCUGUGGAGAAGAAAUUCAUUCCUCGAAUCAAGCGGAAGAAUAACUCGACCACAAACAAUAGCAAGGUUUCAUCGCUGUCGCUUUUAGGGAAUAAAACCGAAGCCUUGCACCUUGAAAUAAAAAAUGAAACUGAACCCCAUUUUAUCUUCAAAGGUUCGGACAACACUAAAACCUACUCAUUGACCCCAUCCAUUCCUCACACAUGGAAAGAGGCUAACAUACCUCCAAGUCUCUCCUGGUCCCCUAAGACUGUGUCGGCCACAACAGCUCCUUUUAAGAACGAUGUGUCGUCAGUUUCGUACGGGUUUUCAGAAAGAAGUAGCAAUCCUCACUGCACAAUGCCUUCUGCGAGACACGGUGGUGCUAAUGCAGCUGCGGGGGAAGGCGCUGGAAUUGCACAGCCUGGUGAAGUGGUUCCUCUUCCCACCUUGUCUACUCCCAUGCCAGAUUCCUUGGUUUAUUCUGAGCCUCCCACUGGUCCAUCUGAACAGCUAUCUUCUAAUCAUCCAAACCAGCAACCCCCAUUCACCGCCUCUCCUCAUGACCUUGCGUCCUCUCUGGUGGAAGAAGAUGAGCCACACUCUGAAGCAGAUGAGCCUCUCUCAGAUGAUCCCCUCUCAGAUGACCCCCUGUCACCUGCUGAGGAGAAAUUGCCCCACAUUGAUGAGUACUGGUCAGACAGUGAGCACAUCUUCUUGGAUGCCAACAUUGGUGGGGUGGCUAUCGCGCCUGCUCAUGGCUCCGUUUUGAUCGAGUGUGCCCGGCGAGAGCUUCACGCGACGACUCCUGUCGAACACCCAAACCGGAAUCAUCCCACACGCCUCUCCCUUGUCUUCUACCAGCACAAAAACCUGAAUAAGCCCCAACAUGGUUUUGAACUAAACAAAAUGAAGUUUGAGGCUAAAGAAGCUAAGAAUAAGAAAACUAAGGCCUCAGAGCAGAAAGACCAGGCAGCUAAUGAGGGUCCUGAACUGUCCCCUGAAGUUAAUGAAUUGAACCAAAUUCCUUCUCAUAAAGCAUUAACAUUAACCCAUGACAAUAUUGUCACAGUGUCCCCCUAUGCUCUCACACAUGUUGCAGGGCCCUAUAACCAUUGGGUCUGA